This is a messenger RNA of Trifolium pratense (red clover), 2034 nucleotides long. RefSeq lists its product as uncharacterized. The transcript has 2 exons. Lineage: Eukaryota; Viridiplantae; Streptophyta; Magnoliopsida; Fabales; Fabaceae. Bases 1 to 2034 code for a protein of 677 amino acids. The record is from RefSeq and is a predicted model, not a curated record. Gene Ontology annotation, molecular function: RNA binding.
AUGGAGGGGAUUGGACUGAGGAACGAUCGUUCUCCGUUCUCCGACGCACCACGCUUCGAUCACGAUCAUUGCAGGAACCCUCGUCACAGCCACAGUCGUGAUUGCUACCGAGCUCGCCGGGAUUCAUGGAUGAAACAACGGUGGCGAUCAUGCUCUGUUUUUCCUAAACACUACCGGUACCAGACGGCGGACAAAACUACAGGACGGCGGCAGUACGCGGAUGAUCGGAGCCAGCAGGAGUUUCAUGUCAACUGUCAGAGGGGUGGGAAAUGGCAUAGGCGUGUAGCAGCUCAUGAGAGAAACGAUGGGAUGAAGCUUGAAGCAUUGAUCAGCCGUGAUGGUGUGAAAGCUCACGAGGGAGAAGGCUUAGGCUGUAACAGUGAGCAUGAGAAACAUAGGCUUAGGAAAAGAGGUAAUGAUAAUUUGGGAACGGAGCUCAAACGGUACGUUUCGUUUUAUUUUACAAAUUUCCCGUACCAAUUAUCAAACUUCUAUCUUAGAAAAGGCUUCAAAGUAUGUGGUAUGCUGGAAGAUGUUUUCCUUCCCAAAAAGAGAAAUAGACGGGGCCAACCCUUUGGUUUUGUCAAAUUCUCCAACGUGAGGGACGUUAAUAAAUUGUUACGUGCUUUGAAUAAAGUUAAUUUUGGCCAAUUCUGUGUUCGCGCUAGAGUAGCCAGUUUUGACCGCUAUAAUUAUACGGCAGGGCAAAGAAUGGAGAAAGAGUGGCCUAGUUUGUCGAAGGGUAAUGAUAGGCCAGCUUUGCGAGAGGGUAGAGCCGAAGAAACGCGAACAGAGAAUUUAAAAGCCAAUGGAGGAUGUAUUGAACCUAUGGGAACGUCGGUUCAGAAAAGAGCUGCUAGGGACGUUGACCCCGAUAGAGGAGGUUCUGGAGAAUCAGGGGCUGUCCGGGUAGGAGAGGUUGUGGUCCCGUUAGGUGCACGUAACGAGAAUGUAAUGUGCGUUAAUGACCAGGUGCAGAAAGGGGCACAUACACCGAGUAUUCCUGUUUUACCGGAAGUAACCGUUAAGAAGAUAUAUUUGCCAAGCUACAAAACGGAACCUGACGAUGUGGCCUGGGCGCAAAAUGGUUUAGUGGCGACUAUUAUUAAUGGUGAGGCGGUUCCAGUUGUGCAGAGUAGAAUAAUGGAUGCAGGUUUUAACGAUGUCAUUAUCAUCCCAAUGGGGGCUGAUAAGGUUUUCGUCCGGAGCUCGUCAGGAAUCGAUGUGAAGGCAAUCAUCGACUCGGCUAAAGAGUUCUUUCAGAUUAUUUUCUCGAGCUGGACGUCCUGGGAAAGCCAUGCGCAGGAUUACAGAAGAGGCGCCUGGGUGCAUUUGUAUGGUAUCCCACUGCAAGCCUGGAACGAGAAUUUCUUCAAGUUAUGCGUUCUUGAUUGUGGCAGGUUCUUACGAGUGGAAUAUGGCUCAGUGGAAAAGGAACGCAUUGAUUUUGCUCGUGUUUUGAUAGCAACACCUAAUUUGGAAAUUGUCAACACAGUCGCGACUGUUUUGGUGGACGGUAUUCAGUUUGAGGUGAAAAUAGUGGAGGAAUGGGGUUAUACUCUAGGGGAGGAUAACUGUCUUUUUGAGGAAGACAACGAGUCUGUGAAGUCUCACUCCGAUCAUGACGAGGGUCAGGGUGACCCGGAAGUUCGCCGUCAUCUUGACACUAUGGUUGAGAAUUUUGCAAAAGGAAUGGAGGCAGAAGAUGACAUAGGAUCUCAGGAUAAUUUUGAGUUAUCUCACUUGCGAGGAGGCGGGGAGGGGGGGAGCAAGAAUGUUGGAGAGUUUGGAGUAAACUUUCCUUCAAGGGGGGAAAAGCAUGUUGUUAGAGGUACAGGAUGCGACUCUGUGAUUUCUCCUUUUUCGAAGGGAAUUCAGGGCAGUAUAUCUAUUUGCUCGCCAGUUAAUGGAAGUGGACGCUAUGACGGUAACAAAGGGAGUGAUGGGUCAUUCCCGACUCUAUCUAAUGGUAACCGUGCAAAAUCUUGCCCACCAGGUGCGACACGUUCUAUGUUAUCGGGGCCAUGGAGUUAG